This is a messenger RNA of Octodon degus (degu), 591 nucleotides long. Its product is annotated as neutrophil gelatinase-associated lipocalin-like. Bases 1 to 591 code for a protein of 196 amino acids. NCBI's taxonomy places the organism in Eukaryota, Metazoa, Chordata, Mammalia, Rodentia, Octodontidae. The transcript is spliced from 5 exons. Gene Ontology annotation, molecular function: small molecule binding. The record is from RefSeq and is a predicted model, not a curated record.
AUGGUCCUGGCUCUCCUGUGGAUGAGCCUCACCCUGCUGGGGGCCCUGCAGAGCCAAGCCUCUGGAAAACUCCAUGUCCCCAAGCCCAUGCAUAUUGUUCUGUCCAAAAUACGUCUGCAGCCAAACUUCAUGGAAGAUCGGUUCCAGGGGAAGUGGUAUGCCUUGGCUGUGGCAGAGAACACAAUUCGGAAUGGAAGUGAAAGCCAGUUUCAAAUGUACAGCAUCACCUUCGACCUGAAUAAGGACCAUAGCUACAGUGUCUCCACCAAAACACAGAGGGGCCAGGACUGUCAAAACUGGGACUUGACUUUCGUACCAAGUCAUGUGCGAGGCCAGUUUGACCUGGGCCAUAAGAAACUUUACCCUGGAAUACAAACCUACACCAUGAGAGUAUCGUCUACUGACUACAAUCAGUAUGCCUUGGUGUUCCUCAAGAUGAAAUUCAAAAAUCAUCUCUUCUAUGAGACCACCCUCUAUGGGAGAACCAAAGAGCUGAACACUGACCUGAAGGAGCGCUUCAUUGACUUCGUCACAGAUAUUGGUUACGAUAAUGAAAACAUCAUCAUCCAUGACUCAAUUGGUAAAGACUAG